AUGGCUGGAACAACCGCUGCAGUUUACUCCGGAGAUGCUCUGACAUCGCCCCCUAACGGCAAUGCUUCCUGGGACUAUGCGGUUCCCGUUGGACCGGAGGUUGGUUACUCUUUGUCUUUCGUUCCCUCUCCAUCCCUUCACGUCUUCUCUCCUGGUCCUUUUGUUUCUGUGUCUUGCCGCUACAUUUAUGGUCCUGCCCAUGUGGAUCCACAAAGCAAAGGAGCUUCCAACGAUUCGGGCACCGCCUAUCAGAGAUCCUCCCAUCGACACCGCACCCCCACCGGAAUUCCGCGAUCUCGCAACUCGUCGCAGUCUGGAAGACGGGAUAGCAGUGCGCACGACUCGCAUGGGCGCGAGAUAGGACCGCCGACAGCGGCGAGGGAUUCGGGAGAUAUUUCCCAUCAUAAUACGCGGAAGGGCGAUGGCGCCGGCAAGUUCUAUAGCUCCCCGGAUCCCGAAGACGACGACGACAACUGGAUCCAUCGAGACAAGCUGGCCCGCAUUGAGAGCGAGGAGCUUCAGCAGGCGGCGAUGCGCAUCCAGCGGCAGGUCCGUGCAGGGAGCAAAUCCAGCAGUUUGCGCGGCCGGAGCCACGAUUCGCACAGCAACAGUGUCAAUGGCACUGUCACCACGCCGCCGACGGAGUACACAGAACCGUGGCCCAGUCUCCAGCGACAGCAGCUCGAUUCGCCUAUCCCUCUUGAGGAUGUCGAACAGGAUGCCCCGACGGAAGCAGAAAGGAUGAAUUGGGACCUGCGUCGGCCGGAGGAGAUUGCGGCGGAGUCUCUGGACGAGAAUAGCGCCUCCAAAUUGUACAAGAGUCCUGGGCUGAAGAAGAGUUCGUCACGGAUCCCCGUUCUGACGACCAGUCCCCAUCCUAUAUCCCCGGACCAAGUUGAACGUGAGUUUCCUAUCAUACAACGCGCACGUACUCGCACGCUGGGAAGCGGAGACGAAGGCAGUGUGUCCCGCAGAGCCAGUGAAUCGGUAGUUGACAAUCCUGAAGCGUCUUCCUCUCUCCCUGCGGAAGCAACCUCGACCCCUCCAUUGUCCUCCAGCCGCCCCGGUAGCCGAGCAGGCCCGCAGUCACAGCAGCAGUCGCAGCAGCAGUCGCAAGCCCAGUCGUCCCCUGCUAAGAAGACCCCCGCGAAGAGCACUCCGUCCUCGACCGGCCGAAAGACCUCCGCCCAACACCGAAAAACGUCGGCGACGCAGAAACCGCGAGCACCGUCCGGCAGCAACGCCGCUAAAGACCGCCCCGCGACGCGAUCCGGCGAGAACCGGCCAACGACCGCUGUCAACCGUCCGGAAGGCGAUCCGCCAUGGCUGGCGACCAUGUACAAGCCGGACCCGCGACUACCCCCCGACCAGCAGAUGCUGCCGACGCAUGCGAAGCGGAUGCAGCAAGAGCAGUGGGAGAGGGAGGGCAAGACGCCGUCGGCGUAUGACCGCGAAUUUGCGCCGCUAGCUGUUCGUCCGGACGAUGACCAGCCGCGCGCGAGUCCGGAGCCGGCCAAGGCAGAGCCGGAACCUCAGGAACAUCAGCAACAGCAACAACAAGAACAAGAACAAGAGACCACACCAGCAGCAGAUCAGCAAGCGUGGCCGCUCAAGUCACCCAAGAGCCCCGAACCGACGAACCGUCCCGGGACGAGUGGCACGAAUUACAGCACGAUGCCCAAGGUGCAAACGGGGCCUCCGGUCGGGCUGCUGGUGCCGCAGAAGGCGCAACCGCCGCCAGCGGCCGUCCCGGAGCCCGUGAAGGAGGAGAAAGGUUGCGGAUGCUGCAUCGUAAUGUGA
Molecule: messenger RNA, 1800 nt
Organism: Rasamsonia emersonii CBS 393.64
Lineage: Eukaryota; Fungi; Ascomycota; Eurotiomycetes; Eurotiales; Trichocomaceae
Exons: 2
Coding region: 1-1800 (599 amino acids)
Source: RefSeq, a predicted model, not a curated record